GCGAUCGCAAACACCAGAGAAUAUUUAGGGAAAGAUGGAAUCCGAUCAAAAUGAUUGUUCUGUCAGUGUUUCGGGAUUAACUGCAUUUACGAUAGGACAUUUUGAAACAGGGCAAACGACAGUGCAAGGGAAAGCUAGCUUCGAUAGUGUUACGCCCGUAUCUUGCUUCAGUGAAUCAACAGCCUCUCAAGAUGGCGGUAUGACAAGGAAUGUUCAGUUUCGUCCWGUUGAUGUUGUACCAUAUGAUGGCACAACCAGCUUAGUCACAGCAGCUGGGCAAGAUAACCUGUUGUCUAGUACCCAAGUAACAGUGCUAAAUGUACCAGAAAGUUCCAUCUUUGAAGUGGUCCAAACAGUGCCACAAGACCAAACCGUUAGUGAUGUCAAUGUCGAUGACAUACACAUGAAUGUAUGUGCUGAUAACAAUACUCAUCAAGAUGAAAUACAUCAAGAGCAACACCUAACAAAGACCAYCAAAAGGAAAGGUGGAUGGCCAAAAGGAAAGAAAAGAAAAAAAGAAAUACAGGACCUCAAUAAACCUAAAGCACCUGUUACUGGGUACGUUAGGUUUCUGAAUAGUCGUCGUGAGGAACUGAAGCAGUUGCACCCUCAUUUGUCUUUUCCUGAAAUAACUAAAAUGCUUGGUGUUGAAUGGAACACCAUUCUAAGCCACGAAGAAAAGCAGAAAUUUCUUGAUGAAGCUGAAAAUGACAAGAAAAGAUACAUUGAAGAGCUUAAAGCUUACCAGCAAUCUGAAAAAUACCAAGCCUUUGUCAAAAGACAACAAGCGAAAAGAAUAAAGCAGUCUGAAGUUGGUGAAUCUGGGGAAAUGGAAAACAGUUUAUUGGUUCCUCAAGCAGAUGAGGAUGCAGAGUCUAAUGGUUUAUAUUGUAAAACAUGCAACCAGCACUUCAGCUCACUUCACAACAAAAAAGAACACAUGUAUGGYCGACAACAUCUGCAAAUGCUAACUUGUGAAUUUGAAAGAGAGGCUGAGGCCUGUGCAAAGGUGUCUCAUAGUUACCCAAACAUACCAUCCACAGUUGCAAAUUCACCAGGGUCAACAGCAUGUCAGUCCUUUCUUAGUAUACCACAGUUUACUGAAACCUUCUUGGAACAAAAUCUAAACCGAGAACUAGAAAUCCGAGAACUUAGAAAGUCAAUACUUUCAUCGCAAGAACAGAAUGUUGUUCUAGCUAAACAGUAUGAGGAACUCAAGGGAACUCUGGAAAAAGCAGAGGAAGAAAUGUCUUCAUGCAAAACUGUUGGGGCGUCUUUAACAGCUCAACUGAAUACGCUUCGAAUGGUCCCUAACCUAUUUGGCAUACAAGUACUAAACUUACAGACCUAGCACCUUUAAAUAUACAUUAUAUAUGAAACGACCUUGCCAUGACUCGCAGAGAAUACGUACUUGUAUUAAAAUAUCAUGAUACAUUUUGAGCUAUMACGUAGUAGUUCCUUGAUUGUUCAGGUGUUAUCAAUACGCUGGAUACUGAUACAAAAUGUUGAAURAAAGGAAGGGAACACUCUCUUCGCUUUAUCCCCCGCGAUGACAAUCASUUCUUACACUGGUGUCUUAAUUCAUGUAAGCCAAUACAAAUGCAGUGUUUUGUUGCAAUGUCUUGACGUCAUUUUUAGUCGUAAGACAAGCCGGUCAUUUCCUGUGCUUAAGACCAAAGAGGUUACUUUUGACAAUUUAAAAGCCKCGUAAUUACUUCAUUAACUGAUAAAGUGUGCGAAAACAGACUCGUUUUGCAAUAGCUUACUAUUUUGGACCCGCAAGAGACAUCGGCCRUUUUACCCAUGUAAGUAUUUAUYAUUUAGCUUUAUUGGGACUUGCAAUAAUUAUAAUGCAUUGACAGAUUUCAACUGUGGAUUAUUAAACAUAAUUCAGACUUCAAAAACGUCGAAUUCUAUAUGUGUAGAUAUGCGACGAGACAAAUGUGAAAUGGUGUCUUUAACAUCGAUUUGUUGUUGUAUUCAACACAUGUAAUUAAAGMAAGUUAUUGCAGGAA
Molecule: messenger RNA, 2015 nt
Organism: Exaiptasia diaphana
Lineage: Eukaryota; Metazoa; Cnidaria; Anthozoa; Actiniaria; Aiptasiidae
Product: high mobility group protein 20A
Exons: 10
Coding region: 35-1351 (438 amino acids)
Biological process (GO): regulation of gene expression
Cellular component (GO): nucleus
Source: RefSeq, a predicted model, not a curated record